Pleuronectes platessa (European plaice) is the source of this 4602-nucleotide messenger RNA. Its product is annotated as NLR family CARD domain-containing protein 3-like. The transcript is spliced from 6 exons. The record is from RefSeq and is a predicted model, not a curated record. Gene Ontology annotation, molecular function: protein binding. Lineage: Eukaryota; Metazoa; Chordata; Actinopteri; Pleuronectiformes; Pleuronectidae. Bases 218 to 2884 code for a protein of 888 amino acids.
UGGAGUGCUUUUAUUUUGAAAUGGGUAGGCUACAGGAAGUGUUGCAAAUAUUUGUGUUUGUGACGUUUUCAACAGAUAAACAUUGAAACUGGUGUGAAAGAUCAUUUCACUGAGUUCUGCUGUAAACUGAGCGCAGAACCAGAGGAAAUAGACCAGACCUUGAAUAUCUAGAAGAGCAGCGUGGCCUGAACCACAACUGAGCCGCAGCCGGUGCAACAUGGACGAGGACACUUCAGAGCAAGUUGGACCCUCAACCACAAAAGGUCAGGACCACAGACUGAGAGCAGAGUCUCCAGGGUCCAGCUGUCUGUCUCUGAAGAGUGACUGGUCCAUGAGUCAGCCUCCACUCUUCAGUAAUGAACCUGGACCCUCACACACAGAGGAGAGGAAGAGGAGUCAUGUUUCUGAGGAGGAGCAGUCGUCCUGCUGUGCUUCGUGUCAGGACGUCCUGAAGGAUCCAGUCUCCACCAGCUGUGGACACUGGUUCUGCAGACAGUGCAUCACCUCAUACUGGGACCAGUCUGGUUCUUCAGGAGACUCCUCCUGUCCCCAGUGUGGACAAAGAUCCAGAACAGGAGCUGGAGGUCAGACAGCCGCAGAUCGUGGUCUGCAGGAGGUUUCAGAUGAACAUAAGCUCAGUGUGAGGAGGAGAUGUGAACAUGUGACUGAAGGAGCUGAUGAAACAAAAAGUAGAACCCUCCUCAACAGGAUCUACACUGAGCUCUACAUCACAGAGGGACAGAGUGAAGAGGUUAAUACUCAACAUGAGGUGAGGCAGCUUGAGACGGCUUCCAAGAUGAAGAUCCUCCAGGACACUCCCAUCAAGGUCCAGGACAUCUUUAAAGCCUCCACUGACCAGCAGAGCAGCAUCAGAGUCGUCCUGACCAACGGCGUCGCUGGAGUUGGAAAAACCUUCUCGGUGCAGAAGUUCACUCUGGACUGGGCAGAGGGUUUAGAGAACCAGGAUGUGGGUCUGCUGGCUGUGCUUUCGUUCAGGGAGCUGAACCUGGUGAAGGACCAGCAGCACAGUCUUCUCACGCUGCUCCAUGUUUUCCAUCCAGCGUUACAGAAGCUCACUGCAGAGACGCUCGCUGUCUGUAAACCUUUGUUCAUCUUUGACGGCCUGGAUGAAAGCAGACCUUCUCUGGACUUCAACCACAGGGAGCUUGUGUCUGAGGUCACACAGAGGUCAUCAGUCAACGUGCUGCUGACAAACCUCAUCCGGGGGAAUCUGCUUCCCUCGGCUCUCGUCUGGAUAACCUCCAGACCUGCGGCGGCCAAUCAGAUCCCUCCUGCAUGUGUUGACAGGGUCACAGAAGUACGAGGCUUCACUGAGGCCCAGAAGGAGGAGUACUUCAGGAGGAGGUUCAGUGAUGAAGAGCUGUGCAGCAGAAUCAUCUCACACAUCAAGACGUCCAGGAGCCUCCACAUCAUGUGUCAAAUCCCAGUCUUCUGCUGGAUCAGUGCUACAGUUCUGGAGCACAUGUUGACCACAGACCAGAGAGGAGAGCUGCCCAAGACCCUGACUGACCUGUACUCACACUUCCUGCUGGUUCAGACCAAGAGAAAGAACAACAAGUACGGUGAGGGACAUGAGACGAGUCCACAGCAGCUGACGGAGGCUGACAGGGACGUUCUCCUGAAGCUGGGGAGGCUGGCACUUAAACAUCUGGAGGAAGGAAACAUCAUGUUCUACCAAGAAGACCUGGAGCAGUGUGGUCUUAAUGUCACAGAGGCCUCGGUGUACUCAGGAGUUUGUACUGAGAUCUUCAGAAGAGAGUGUGAGAUCUUCCAGAAAUCAGUCUACUGCUUUGUUCAUCUGAGCGUUCAGGAGUUUCUGGCUGCAGUCUACAUGUUCCACUGUUACACCGAGAGGAACAGAAAAGAACUCAAACACUUCUUAGGACCAUAUGGGAACACAUGGGGUACCACCUCCCUGGAUGACCUCCUGAAGAGAACCAUGGAGAAAUCCCUCACCAGUACAAAUGGUCAUCUGGACCUGUUUGUUCGCUUCCUUCACGGCCUCAGUCUGGAGUCCAACCAGAGAGUCUUAGGAGGCCUGCUGGGUCGGACAGAGAACAAUCCAAAGAUCAUCCAGAGAGUCUCAGGAUGGCUGCUGGGUCGGACAGGGAACAAUCCAGAGAUCAUCCAGAGAGUCAUCAACAACCUGAAGAAGAUGAAGAGUGAUGACAUUUCUCCUGACAGAAGCAUCAACAUCUUCCACUGUCUGACUGAGAUGAACGACCACUCAGUUCAUCAGCAGAUGAAACAGUUCUUGACGUCAAAGAACAGAUCAAAGGAGGAACUCUCUGAGAUCCACUGCUCAGCUCUGGCCUACAUGCUGCAGAUGUCAGAGGAGGUUCUGGAUGAGUUGAACCUGUCAGAGUUCAACACAUCAGACCAGGGUCGACUGAGACUGAUCCCAGCUGUGAGGAACUGCAGGAAGGCUGAACUCUGUGGUUGUCGACUCUCAGAGACUCACUGUGAAGUCGUGGCCUCAGCUCUGAAGUCAGACCCCUCACAUCUGAGAGAACUGGAUCUGAGCUCCAACAACCUGCAGGAUUCAGGAGUGAAGCUGCUGUGUUCUGGACUGGAGAGUCCAAACUGUCGACUGGAGACUCUGAGGUCCUUAAAUCCUUCUUCACUUUUCAGACUUUCUUUCUUAUUGGGUCAUUAUUUAUUUAAAUUGUCUCAGUUCUGCUCUGCUCACUGUCCCUCAGUCAUCUGUCACUCACCCAGCCUGUCAGUCACGUCCACCUCAUCAACUCCAUUCACCUGCACUCACCUGCUCCUGAUCACUAAGAAAGUGUCAGUAAAUAACAUGUGGACUGAGGCCGAGCACUCGUCCUCCUCAGGUUUUCAAAAUAAGACACAUUCUUAUUGAAACACGUUGGACAGUUGAUAAGUAUAGAAACAAACAGGAAGUGACAUCAGGAGCCGUCCCUACUUUAAACAGUGUAUAAUUACACAAACCUGCUCAGUGACCAACACACAGAGAAGAAGCUGAUGAAUGAAACAAUGGUCCAACAUGUCUGAUCUGAUAUUUAUCUUCAGGUCACAGACUGGACUGAGGUCAGCAGCAUGUUGAGAGUCUGUGUUGACAUGAUGACGAUCCACAACAACAGGAGGACACAUUCUAAUAUUCAUAUUUCUUUAUCCAGGUUGAGGUACUGCAGACUGUCAGACAUCAGCUGUUGUGGACACAUGAUUCAGGACUUUGUUUGAGGUUCUUUAUUCACCUGCAGAAACCAACAAAAUUCGCUGUGAAAACCUUUUUCUCCGUUCAAAAAUCCUCAGUGAGACGAAAAUUCACUGCUUACUUUUCUUACAGUACAUAAAACACAGUAUACACACCCUUAUCAAUUACAUAAACUACACACACCAGUAACAUAUUGUUGGGCAAUCAGUUAUUAAAUCAAAAAGGAAACCCACAUACCUGCAGAAACCAACAAAAUUCGCUGUGAAAAUCUUUUUCUCAGUUCAAAAAUCGACAAAAUAGAAUAAAUUUACUUCAAAGGCUGCCAAAAUAAUUGGCGCGAGAACGAAUUGGCGGCCGCAUUACAUCUCUGUGGACGUUAAAUUACGUUAAUUUACAGCAUUUGGCAAAAAAUAUAAACACUCAAAACAACAGCGCAAUGUACUUAUAUAUACAACAUGAAAUUUACACCGGUCAUUUAUCAAAGAAAACCAUAAAACAGCACGGAGCUUAUUCACAGGUGACUUACCCUCAGGGAGACAAAAAUAUACUGAGGGAAAGAAGAGCCGACAGGAAGUAAGAACUUCGGGGAGCACAAAAGGUGGUGCACAGCAACAUCACUUCCGCAGGUAGUGUUAACAAAAUAAAAUAAUAACAAAAUAAAAUUCACAAAUACAAAUUAUAAAUAAAAAUAAAUACAGUACAUUCUUAACUCUGUCACAUAUAUAUGAGAACAACUAGAUCAGAUAUAGAGUCAAAGGUCACUGUGACCUUUGACCUUUGACCACUGAAAUCUAAUCAGUUUCUCUUUGAGUCAAAAUGUGAAGAAAUCCCCUGAAGACAGACUUGAGAUAUCAUGUUCAAGAGGCAAUGAACAUGUUCUGGGACCUUGACCUUUGACCUCUGACCACCUGAAUCUAAUGAGUUCCUCUGUUAGUCUGAAUGAACGCUUGAACCAAAUCUGAAAGGAUUCUCUUGAGGAGUUUUUAACAAAGAGGGGAUUUACCAGGGUGAGGGUCACAUGAUCACGUUUUGUAUGAAUGUUGUGUUUUCUGAUUUAAUUCUCACAGAUUUGAUAUUUUCUUUAAUUACAGACUCUAUGGUUGUGGACUCUCAAAGACUCACUGUGAAGUCGUGGCCUCAGCUCUGAAGUCAGACCCCUCACAUCUGAGAGAACUGGAUCUGAGUGAGAACGACCUGCAGGAUUCAGGAGUAAAGCUGCUGUGUUCUGGACUGGAGAGUCCAAACUGUCGACUGGAGACUCUGAGGUUGUGGAACUGCAGUCUGUCAGAGAUCAGCUGUUCUUCUCUGGCUUCAGCUCUGAGGUCAAACCCCUCUCAUCUGAGAGAACUGGAUCUGAGGAACAACAACCUGAAGAUCUCAGGAGUGAAGGAGCUUCUUGAUCU